AUGGCUGAGCCCCGCCAGGAGUUCAACGUGGUGGAAGAUCAUGCUGGGGCGUACGGGUUGGGGGAGAGGAAAGAUCUCCCCUCUCGGGGGGACUACACCCUGCUGCAAGACCAUGAGGGCGAUGCUGACCAUGGCCUGAAAGAGUCUCCCCUGCAGACCCCCGCCGAUGACGGAUCUGAGGAACCCGGCUCUGAAGCCUCUGCUAAGAGCACCCCGACGGCCGAAGACGUGACAGCGCCCCUAGUGGAUGAGAGCGCACCCGGCGAGCAGCCCCACACGGAGAUCCCAGAAGGAACCACAGCUGAGGAAGCCGGCAUCGGCGACACCCCCAGCCUGGAAGACCAAGCUGCCGGACACGUGACCCAAGAGCAGGAGAGUGUUCAGGGUGCCCAAGAAGGUGUCCUUGGUGAUCCAGGGUGCCGUGGAAGCCAAGCCCCCGACCUAGGCAGCCUGCAUCUGACCCAGCAGCUCGCUGCGGACACGCCUGGGGCUUCCAUCCUGACGGAGCCCGGGGACACAGCAGGAUGCCACAGGGGCCCCGAGCUGCCGAAGCGCCAGCUUUUGGAAGACCCUGCUCCAGAAAGGCCCCCUCUGAAGGACGGCCAGGGCAAAGAGAGGCUGGCGGGCAAGGAGGAGGUGGAUGAAGACCGGGACAUCGACGAGUCCUCGCCCCAGGCCUCCCCUCCCUCCCAGAUCUCCCCACAUGCACACAUCUCCCAAAGCCUCGCCGAGGCAGGCCCCCAGACAAUUUCCAGAGAAGCCACUGGCGUCACUGGUGUCCCAGCUCAGGGUGCCAUCUCCCUCCCUGUCGGUUUCCUCCCCGAAGUUUCCACAGACGCCUGGCUCCCAGAGUCCGAUAUGCCCAGUGCAGGGCCGGCAGAGGCGGAGGGACACGAUGCUCCGGCUGAGUUCAUGUUCCAAGUAGAAAUCACAGCCAAUGUGCAGAAGGAACUGGAAUGUUCAGAGUUGGAUUUGGAAGGGGCCGCCCUUCCGGGGAGCCCUGGAAAGGACCAGGAGACCCGGGGCCCCUAUGUGGGGGCAGAGUCUCAAAAGGCCGACCUUCCAGAACCUUCUGAAAAGCAGCCUGCAGCUGGUCUGCCAAGGAGGCCGGUCAGCCGGGUACCUCAACUCAAAGCUCGCAUGGUCAGUAAAAGCAAGGAUGGGACUGGAAACGAUGACAAAAGAACAAAGACAUCCACACCUUCCUCUGCUAGAACCCUGAAAAAUAGGCCUUGCCUUAGCCCCAAACGCCCCACUCCUGGUAGCUCAGACCCUUUGAUCAAACCCUCCAGCCCUGCCGUGUGCCCAGAGCCAUCUUCCUCUCCUAAACACGUCUCAUCUGUCACACCCCGAACUGGCAGUUCUGGAGCAAAGGAGAUGAAAGUCAAGGGGGCAGAUAAGACUGGAACGAAGAUCGCCACUCCCCGGGGAGCUGCCCCUCCAGGCCAGAAAGGCCCAGCCAAUGCCACCAGGAUUCCUGCGAAAACCACGCCUUCCCCAAAGACACCACCCGGCACUGCUACCAAGAAAGUACAGAGAAAACCUCCCCCUGCAGGGGAGAGAUCUGAGAGAGGGGAAUCCGGGAAAUCUGGGGACCGCAGUGGCUACAGCAGCCCAGGCUCUCCGGGGACUCCUGGCAGUCGCUCUCGCACCCCGUCCCUGCCAACCCCGCCCACCCGGGAGCCCAAGAAGGUGGCAGUGGUCCGCACCCCACCCAAGUCACCAUCCUCAGCCAAGAGCCGCCUGCAGACGGCCCCUGUGCCCAUGCCGGACCUGAAGAACGUCAGGUCCAAGAUUGGCUCCACCGAAAACCUGAAACAUCAGCCCGGAGGCGGAAAGGUGCAGAUAAUUAAUAAGAAGCUGGAUCUUAGCAACGUCCAGUCCAAGUGUGGCUCAAAGGAUAAUAUCAAACACGUCCCAGGAGGCGGCAGUGUGCAAAUAGUCUACAAACCAGUCGACCUGAGCAAGGUGACCUCCAAGUGUGGCUCGUUAGGCAACAUCCAUCAUAAACCAGGAGGUGGCCAAGUGGAGGUAAAAUCUGAGAAGCUGGACUUCAAGGACAGAGUCCAGUCCAAGAUCGGUUCUCUGGAUAACAUCACCCACGUCCCUGGUGGAGGGAAUAAAAAGAUCGAAACCCACAAGCUGACCUUCCGUGAGAACGCCAAAGCCAAGACAGACCACGGGGCAGAAAUUGUGUACAAGUCGCCCGUGGUGUCCGGGGACACAUCUCCACGGCACCUUAGCAACGUCUCCUCCACCGGCAGCAUCGACAUGGUAGACUCGGCCCAGCUCGCUACACUCGCGGAGGAGGUGUCCGCUUCCCUGGCCAAGCAGGGCUUGUGA
This is a messenger RNA of Orycteropus afer afer, 2343 nucleotides long. It is a transcript of the gene MAPT, whose product is annotated as microtubule associated protein tau. Gene Ontology annotation, cellular component: neuron projection. Lineage: Eukaryota; Metazoa; Chordata; Mammalia; Tubulidentata; Orycteropodidae. Gene Ontology annotation, molecular function: microtubule binding. The transcript is spliced from 14 exons. The record is from RefSeq and is a predicted model, not a curated record. Gene Ontology annotation, biological process: microtubule cytoskeleton organization; neuron projection development. Bases 1 to 2343 code for a protein of 780 amino acids.